CGUGAUAUCAGAAAGGAAAUAAAAGCAAGAGAGUCCAAGCAUUUAAGAGACAUUAUUGUCGUAAAAAUACCGACCCAGAGAGGCGCGAAAGGGAUGUGCCCGAAGAUGAAAUCGCGAACACAAAUAUAGGAAAUUAGCUCUCAGAUAAGCAUUUUACUUUUUAACUGAAAUUUAAUACGAGCUUUUUCAUACGCGUGCAUAAAAACGUGUGCGAUUUUAUCCUUUCCUUUAGCACACUUUUCUUUUCCUUUGAGAAAGCCUUGCGACAUAUAUAUAAACAUGAACGUUCGAUAAAAUUGCCGCGAAACAUGUAUACGAUCGAUCCGCAAGCUUUGCACAAUGUGCACAAAACAAACCGGGAGGCGCAUAACUGGAGAAGAAUUCAUUGCUCGUCGCGAAAGUGUCACUUUAUUUCUUGAAUUCCCACUUGCUCCGUCAAGUGGUAACCUAGGGAAACGGUGUCGCGCAAAAGCGCUCAAUAGCCGGACUGUUCCCUUUUCUACAACGAAAAUUCAGUUUCCAAUAUUGUCACACUUAAUCCUCGUACCUUACGUUUCAUUCAUUCGAUCUAUCUCUCGAAGGACUUUAAUCAAUUAAGCUCAAUUAUAACUGAAGAAAAAAGUCGACUUAAAAAUCGGAUCAAUCAUGACACAUUAUCCUAUAUUUCUAAAAGAUUCAAGACGCGCUCGUAAUUGAGUUUACAUUGAGAACGUAUAAUGGGACCAGGAAGACCUUGAUGUAAAACGAGAGAAGAUUAACUUUUUAUUGUAAUUGUGUAAAAGGGAUGACGGGAGAUGUUGAUAGGAACCCCAGAUUAUUUCUUGUAAUUUUCAAAGAAAAAUUCGCACCGCGCGAAUUGAUUGCUCGAAGAUAUGACGGAAUCUUAUAUAUCGAUACGUCGAUUAAUCAUCGGAGACACGAAGAUUUAAAAUCGUCCUUCGUUAGAAAAGGAGAGGAACGAAAGGCUCGAUUAAUGUUUGUCGCAUCAUUUCAUCAGAGCGUGAAAUAUUAAAAAUGCAUAUUAGGCGCCGUGUAAUCUCGAACGUGCAGCGCGAAAAUAGAAACGCUAAUCGAUACUUGUCGCUCUCUCUCUCUGGACGCGUCUGUGGAAGGUGAAAUGUUCGGAAUAAAUGUAGGUGAACUGUGGCUAACACGGCGGCCAUUUCUAAUAUACGGGAUGUAUCAGAAGCCGCGCCCUUUCUCCCGAUCUCCUGCGGAUUUUCGGGCAAUUUAUAGCCACUAUUUCCUUAAGGAAAUUUUAUCAGAGGGCAAUUACUGGCCUAUACAUCUUGUGCCAAAUAUCUCAAAGGCGGCCGAAAACAGCGCAACGAAAGCCGAGUCUUCGGACGAGGGGAAGGAAAACGACGCAGAGGACGAGAAGGAGAAAGAGGCAGCAGCCACGAAGAUACAGGCAGCUUUUCGUGGACAUCACGCUAGGAAAAGUCUGAGAGUGUCGGACGCAGCGUCGAAGCAGACGCCAACCGGCGAAGAAUCCGCCGAACCUACGCAGGAACAGUUGCAGGAGGAAUUCCGCGCCGACGAUCAGGACCUCUGUAACGCGGUGACGAAGAUACAGGCGACUUUCCGGGGCCACAUGUCGAGAAAGGCCGAUCAAGCUGCCGCUACCGCCAAGUCGGCGAUGAACAUGGUCGAGAGCGCGACUGCCAAGAUAGAAGAAAAGAUGCAAGACGCCGUGCAAGAAUUAGAGGGGAUCGACUUGGCCGAUCCGGACUUGCAUAAGGCAGCGACUAAGAUUCAAGCGAGUUUCCGCGGUCACAAGGUCCGUCAGGAGGUCAACAUCCAUACUACUGCCGACGACAUUAAAAAAUAAGACGCUUACUCAAAAAAAGAAAAAAAAACAAAAAGAAAAGAAAACGCAGGGAUGCCGGGAGAUAGAAUAUUACUUAUUACAGUCAGUGCCAUUCUUAACAGGUUUCGAACGCCAUCCCCUAUUUCUUGUACCUUAUAAUGUAGAAUCCAUAAAUUAGUAAAUUAUGCGCGUAAAAUAUAUACGAGGCAUUCCAGACGAGCCGAACGAUGACGGAUGACAGCCGAACGGAUUUGACUAAUUAGUUCACUUCGGGCCCGCUAGCUGUGUGAACAACGAUACCGUUUAUUUUACGUUAACAAUUUAAUCCAGCCUUCGCCCGGGACCAGUGAGACUUAAGCGCUUUCUACUUUGGCUAAUAAAAAAAAUGAGGAUCCUUCAAACGAGCUAUUUACUACAGGCUGAGGCAUACAAAUGGGAACAUUUAAAUAUUUCUAUUAUUUGUGGAUAUACAAAAGAGUUUUCUCUGGAGCAAAGUUACACUGUGUAAAGAAGAACUGCAAUGGCAAAUAAAAAAAAAAACAGAUUGUUCCUUGAGCCGAUUCCUCUAAUCGAUCUUGAGUACAUUUCACAUGAUUCGCUACACGACCACAUUCUUGAACUAUCCUCAUAUUAUACUUAUCGACUUACACUUUACAUUUUUUAUGAGUUAUUACUGCCAUAUGUGAACACGGAGGGGGAUAUACAGGCAGAUUUUUCAAGACUUUUCAAAGGACUUUUCAACAUAAUAACUUCCUUGUCAAACACUGAAAAAAACAUGAGAAACGAGAUAUGGGGGAAAAAAAGAGAGAACAGAUAGUUCCCUAUAUAAUUAUCCGAUAUACUCAACGUAAAUUGUGAUCUACAACAACAGAAUGAGAAACGUGCAAAGUCCUCGUGUCUGGUAGGUAUGUUAAGUGGAACGCGACGAACGCGCGAUAGAGUAUAACUUUAACGUCCUGCGCAUGAUGAACGGAGCAUACGUUUAAGAUGUACCAAUAUCAAUAUAUGCAUGUUAACUUUUAUAAGUUCCUGUAUCUAUGUAAAAUAAACGGUAUGGUUGUAGCGUUUCCAAUUCUAAAAUUAACGAUGAAAGUCUGUUUUUCGAAUAUUUUUUAUCAUGGCACAACAUACACAAAUGUUUAAAGCACGGUUUUAUUUAUUUCGUUUUGUUCCUAAUUUAUUGUUGAAACGGAAUGUGAUAACUAAAAGUAUAUUUCUUGACUGCACUUUUUACAUUUUCCUACAAUCUCUUUUUUUUUCUUUAUUUUUCUUUUUCUUUCACUCUCUUUCUCCCCUUUUAAAAGAUUAAAUGUAUAUCUGUUUCAUUUUUUAAAUGUGGAAAGUGUAAAAAUGUGUACGAUUGCUUCUCUUUUGAGAGUUUGGAAAAUAUUGAUCUAAAUUACGCAAACAAAUCGAUUAGUCCCGAUCGUCAUACUAUUCAACUUAUUAUAUUAGAGGGACUAUAAAUUUAGAAACAUCUUUCCCAUGAUACUAUAAUUAUAUAUAAAAAAAUUAAAAAAAAAGAAAAUAUUCCAAACUUUCAAAUAAUUUUACAAACUUUGGAAAAGAUAUUGUAUUUUAUUAUCAUUGUAUUUUAUGUUAUUAAUGCAGUAGAACUUCUAUAACGCGGAAUAUUUGACACAUUUGAGCUUCAAGGUAAAAAAUUUGAGAACAUAUUGUAGAUAUAUUGAUCUGUAGGAUUUCUUAUAAAAUCAAAAAAAUAAUAAUUAAAAUUUUUUCGAUAUUAUUUAUCUCACGUAAAUGGCCCUGUCAGAUGCUUUUCACGUGUUGCUGUGCCGGAGGCAUCUAUAAAAUAAUGUAGUUAAAAGUGCAUGUAUCCGAUUCUCAUCGGCCUAUUGUCAAUAUUAAAGUAAAUAUAUAAAGUAAACCAUUAAUCGAGGUUCUACUGCAUCGAUUAAAAGCGUGCGUAAUAUACAGAAGAGUAUAAUAUAGUUGCUUAAAAAGACUAAACAGGGUCUCGUCAAAAGACGAGUCCGGUCUUUUUAGUAAUAAUAAUUUUGAGCUGUAAUACUUGCUCAAAACCUUCUUAUACCAAAGUUAAAACCUCCGCUAUAAGUUUUACAUGUUUCUUCUUUAACGUAAUAUAUAGCGAAUCUCUUUCCCGAGUAUCGACAGCUACCUCCAACUUUGUUGCAGUCUAGUCCAUUUUUCAUAUAAAUUAACGUAUCGAUGUACCCUUGAAAUAGGAAAUUUAUUUUACCAGGCCUAAAAAGACUCACUUGUGUAUGCUAUCAAUCACUUCUUGUAUGUGAUCGUAUAGCAACGAUCGAUCAGUAAGCAAUUCAAGGUGCAUAAUACGAAGCAGCAACUAAACUACUCAAAUAAUUGUUUAAUUCAUCAAACGCUAGCUUUAUUCGUCCACAAAGCAGGGUAACUGCGAAUUGAUUAUUUUCACGUUCGUCCACGUCCGUGUUUUUCUACAAAGCGAAUAUUAUUUCUAUCUUCUAUAUAUUUGUAAUUUAUACCGAUGUUUAUAUCAAUUUUUGCUGAAGAUGCUGACGAAUUACGUAUUAAAUAAUAUUACGCGACAUUCCUGUACUUACACGUUUAACGCUGACUAUGUGAGCAAUAAUUACACGUAUUUAUUGUAACGAAAUUCCGCAAAAUUUAGUCACUAAUGCAAGUAAACAUUAUACGAGUAAAUACGUAUCGCGAUAAAUAUUGAAAUUUCAUGUACUAUUCCACGCGAUAUUCCUGCGCGAUUGAUAUUGAUUGCAAUGGUACGUGCAGCUAUUGUUCAGUAGCAAAGCAGAUAUAAAAACAGAGUAUAGUCGAGAACAGCAGCAUGUCUGAAUUCCUGAUAUCCAAUAUUUUAUUUCAAUUCCCGAUUGUAUCCCUAUAUCCGGUAACGUUUAACUUUUAGCUUCUAAGAUCAAAUCUCGAAUAUUCGCAAUAGCGAGUUCGCAAUUUUCCCGCAAAAAAUUCCCGUGGGUAAUUCCAAUUUCCACUCUCGCAGUUAUAUCCACGAUUUUUUUAUUUACCAAUUUCGAAUUUAUAAAUAAAAAAAAUAUAUUGUCUUGGAUCACACGCGACUACGCAUUACCCAUAGGUUUAACUACGAUUGUCGCUUGUAGAAAAUUAAAGCGAAGCUUGGGUAUCGUCGAAAAUGAUCUAUCAUCGAGUAACGUCUGUCUUAUGUCGGAGUGAACACUGUGAAUGAAGAAUAUUUAUUGUAUCGAAUUAAUGUAUAGAAAAGGUACGUUGCGACUGAUAAUAGACAUUCUUGUCGAUACGUUACUUUACCACGUAUGAAUAUAGUUUAGCGGUGCACAAGAACAAGUUGUGGUAAAAUAUAUUGUAAGAAUAUAAUAAAACAAUCGUACCGCGCUAAAAACGGGCGGUACAUUACAUGUAAUCCGUUUGUUUAAAAUACAUACCUACUAAAUGUACGGACUAAAAUC
Wasmannia auropunctata (little fire ant) is the source of this 5232-nucleotide messenger RNA. RefSeq names its product neuromodulin (gene igl). The record is from RefSeq and is a predicted model, not a curated record. The transcript is spliced from 4 exons. The coding region runs from base 1118 to 1831 and encodes 237 amino acids. NCBI's taxonomy places the organism in Eukaryota, Metazoa, Arthropoda, Insecta, Hymenoptera, Formicidae. Gene Ontology annotation, molecular function: calmodulin binding.